Messenger RNA from Kogia breviceps (pygmy sperm whale), 1997 nucleotides. The record is from RefSeq and is a predicted model, not a curated record. Lineage: Eukaryota; Metazoa; Chordata; Mammalia; Artiodactyla; Physeteridae.
GGAGCUUGGGAAAUGUAGUCGUGUGAUUCUCGGGACCGUGGGGUCGAGAAGGGCGGGGAGAGGGACAAGGCUGCCGGGGUCGUUUCCUGCUGCUCCCCUCACACAGCGAGCCUCAGGCCUCGGCGCGGCUCCCCUUCCCAGGGCAUUGACCUUAUCCGCUCCAGCCAGCCUGGUCCUUAUCUCCUGUCGAGCUCCUUUCCCGAGUCAGCCCGCCAAGGAGACCCCCCCCGAAGGGGCCCAUGCUUCACCCCAGGGUUUGCGCUCCGGAGGCAGGAGGUGAGGUCGGGUUCCGUACUGAGGGACCUGGGUAGGGUGUACUGGGCUGAACUGAAUGGCGACAGAACCAGGACGGCCCCGUGCGCUAACCUGAGGUGGUGCCAGCCAGUCUGCUUGUUCCCUUGCAUUUCUCCAUUUCCUCUUAGGGCUUGAACGGGGCUGCUGCAGGCGCUAAGUGUGACCUUCGAACCCUGGUCAGAGUAAUGAGUAGCGCCAUUUUGCAGUACGGAAGCUAUAAAACAACACAGCCUGGAACCUCUCCCUGAAAUCUGCUUCCUCCUUCCGGAGAAGUGUUAAGUCUGUUUUUGUUUGGGAAGAUGUUACCCGAAAUAGGAUCGAGGAAGAUUUAAAGAGCCAGGCUGAUUGUUUUUCUUAACGCAGGUGUCUGGAGGUGGCUCUGGUCACUGCAGGACCACCAGGGGCUUGGCUUCCUUGUCUCAUCCUCCCCUUGCCUAGUCUCAUUUUCCCAGAUCUCCCAAAAGCCAUGUACGGGGCCUCCCUCAUUAACUUUACCCGAGCCACUGACCCCAGUGAUCUCUGGAAAGAUGGGCAGUUGCAGUCACAGCCUGAAGAGCUGAAGCCCACCCUGGAUGGGGCUGCAGCCCGGGCUUUCUACGAAGCCUUGACUGGGGAUGAGAGCAGCACUUGUGAACCCCAGAGGGCUCAGCCUGAGUCUGCCAGUAAGAGAAAGAGGAAGAGAAGAAGAAUGAUGAGGGAAGCUGCAGUAGGAGAAUCAGGAGGACAUGGACAAAGGAGAUCCCUUGGGGCAGAGGACAAGAUGACCCACCGGAUACUGAGAGCAGCCCAGGAGGGGGAUGUGGCAAAACUAAAAAGACUGUUGGAUCCCCAUGAGGCAGGGGGAGCUGGGGGGAAUAUCAACGCUCGAGAUGCUUUCUGGUGGACCCCCCUGAUGUGUGCUGCCCGAGCAGGCCAGGGGGCAGCUGUGCGCUAUCUCCUGGGCUGUGGGGCUGCCUGGGUGGGGGUCUGCGAGCUGGGUGGCAGGGAUGCUGCUCAGCUGGCAGAAGAAGCAGGCUUCCCUGAGGUGGCCCGCAUGGUCAGAGAGAGCCCCAGAGAGACGAGGAGUCCAGAGAACCGGUCCCGAUCCCCCUCCCCCCAGUACUGUGAGACUUGUGAUGCCCACUUUCAAGACUUUAACCACCGUACCUCCACUGCUCACCUGCUGUCAUUGUCCCAGGAUCUCCGGCCCCGCAACUUGCCCCUUGGGGUGCCUACCUCCAGCCCAGGCUUCAAGCUGCUGCUGAGGGAGGGCUGGGAGCCUGGAAUGGGGCUGGGACCCCGGGGCGAGGGCCGUGCCAAUCCGAUCCCCACUGUCCUCAAGAGGGACCAGGAAGGAUUAGGCUACAGAUCAGCACCCCAACCCCGAGUUACACAUUUCCCAGCUCGGGAUACACGGGCAGUGGCUGGGAGGGAGAGAGCCCCUAGGGUGACCACACUGAACCGGAAGGAGGAGAGAAGGCGGGAGGAGAAGGACAAGGCCUGGGAGCGGGAUCUGAGGACAUACAUGAACCUUGAGUUCUGACCUUGGAAAGUUCUGACCCUGGUCUGCUGCUGAAGUCUGAACUUGGGCCCCUGACCUAGGCAUUUGGGCUUCUACUUCCUGGGCUCUGCCCAGGUUCCAGACCUUCAGGUUUUGAUCAGUGGGCUCUGCCUUUGGGAGAAAAGAGACUGAGAGUUGAGAAAUAAAUCAAGCUUUUCCCCCU